CUCUCUCCUUCGUUCAUUCAGUCGUCAACGGACCAAAAGUGAAUGCUGGAGAUGCGUGCCUCCCGUCCACGCAGGGCUGUUGAUCAGAAAGUGAUGUUACAGCGUUAAACAAACACUGCUACUUGAGUGUGCUGUGCGUACGUGUUAAUUCUGAGCGCGAUUAGAUAAGUGAGUCGAAUUGCCGCAGAUCCGCGGGCGGAUGGCGUCAGGUUGAGCAGUUUGCUUGGUCUGCCAACAAUGAACUCGACGCUGGUGAACGCGAGCGAAGGCAACGGGACGGACGUGCCCGAUGCCGAAAACCAGGGUGAAAUUAUGGCCGUGGUGGAGGCCAUCCAGCUCUACUACCUGCCCGUCCUGGUGCUGCUCGGCUCGGCGGGCAACUGCCUCUCGGUGGUGGUGUUUAGCACGGCCAAAUUGCGGCAGCUCAGCUCGAGCUACUACCUGGCCGCGUUGGCCAUCAGCGACACCGGCUACCUGUUCAACAUCUUCUUCGUCUGGCUCAACCUGGUCGGCGUGCCCUUGUACAACAAACAGGGCGCCUGCCAGGCCAUCACGUUCCUCGCGUCCUUGUGCAGCUUCCUCAGCGUCUGGUUUGUGGUGGCGUUCACGGUCGAGCGCUUCGUCGCCGUCAGGUAUCCGCUGCACCGGCCGGCGGUGUGCACGGUCGCCAGGGCGAGGGCCGUGCUCGUCGGGCUGACAGUCAUCGGCUGCGUCGUCAACCUGCCCAUGCUGGUCAUGGCGGCACCCGUGCUCGUCGAACAGAACAAUAAAGAAUCGUGUAUGAUGAGGGACGAGUACAAAGACUUGGCGACGAUUUUCAACUACGUGGACACAGUGCUGACGUUUGUGCUGCCGUUCCUGGCCAUCACGGUUCUAAACACCAGCAUCGCCCUGACGGUCUACUAUUUGGCCAAGGUUCGCCGCUCGAUGACCCGUCAGCAGCGCCGAUCCAGCAGCGGGACCAGCGACAUGAGCAGCGUCUCCACAAUGCGCGCGUCCGGCGGGUUGCUGUUGGUGAGGAACGGCGAUCAAAUGGAGAUGAGCGCCCACGGUGGCAACGCUAGGGCCAUCAGGGCGCAGCACUCAGCCAACACGCAGACCAAGAUCACCAAGAUGCUGCUGCUGGUGUCGACCGUGUUCGUCGUGCUCAACCUGCCCUCCUACGUCUGCCGUCUCUGGGUGUUCAUCAAGCCGCCAGCCCAAGAGGACGAGUGGUACAAACACCUGAUUGUCCUCCAGCACAUCAGCAAUUUGCUGUUCAACACCAACUUCGGCAUCAAUUUCAUCCUCUACUGCGUCAGCGGGCAGAACUUCCGCAGGGCGCUCAAGAUCAUGUGCUACCCCGGAGGUGGUGUCUACCGCAGUGGCCGCAGGGAGGUCAGCCAGUCGACAGCAGUUUCCGAGUACCAAAGGGCCGGGUGCAGCUUCCACUCUCGUCACAGGUCUGCUUUGAACGGGGCAUGGCAAGAUGCGCACGAGUUGCUGCCCCUCAACAACCCGUAGCUCCAGUAAUUCAUGCCUGGGAAGCAGCGGCCGCGAUAAAUGGGCAUAACCGCAGACGACCUGCCUAGAUUAAAUCCAGCCCACUUAAUUGCGUUGAUGCGCACGUUGCGGGUGUCUUUUGUGCAAAAGUGAGACGUUUUGUGUGGAGACAAACGGAGGUUCUGUGUGCUGUCCGGAAACUGCUCUGUUGCUGUCUGUACAUAUUUAUAAACGGUUGGUGUCUUUGGUGUGACGCGCACUCUGCUGCUGUUGGAAUAAUUAUUCUAUUUAGCUAGAGCCAUACGAUAUCUAUGGAGCGUAUUUCAGAGAAUCUAUAUAGCUAUAUAUUAACUGUUGUCGUGGAAUCAAUUCGAUUUAUUGUAGAGUUCAAAUUUUAACGUUGGAUUGUUCAAAUCCGUACAUAUAGCUGUGCUUCUAUUAUAGUGUCAAUAAAAGAGUCAAUCAAGUUGAUGUAAUUAUAAUUACAUGUGAUUUUACCUCGAAUGGAUUUCAAACGAAGAAAGACUAUACAAAUAACCAAAUUUAAAUUUUAAAUAAGCACGGCAUGUGACGGGAAAGAUCAACAUUUUUGCUGAUAAGCGUUAUGAAUACGAUGGUUUUUGUAAUGGAGAUUUAUUGUGACUGGAAUAUUUUCCUCGUUUUUACGGGGACGAAAAAUACGCGAGGAUGCUUUAAUUGCUUCAAUUGCUAUUCGUGCAAUAUUGGGUACCAAUAAAUUUGAUGGAAUGUA
Messenger RNA from Cloeon dipterum, 2233 nucleotides. It is a transcript of the gene CNMaR, whose product is annotated as CNMamide Receptor. Bases 238 to 1503 code for a protein of 421 amino acids. Gene Ontology annotation, biological process: G protein-coupled receptor signaling pathway. The record is from RefSeq and is a predicted model, not a curated record. Gene Ontology annotation, molecular function: G protein-coupled receptor activity. Gene Ontology annotation, cellular component: plasma membrane. The transcript is spliced from 6 exons. Lineage: Eukaryota; Metazoa; Arthropoda; Insecta; Ephemeroptera; Baetidae.